CAGUUCCUUCAGCGAGCGGAGGUGAGAGGAUCUGUUCUUUUCGUCAGCCAGGAUCGCGGGAUGAAGGAGGUGAAGAGCGAGCAGGAACGGGGAAGCCGGCGAAGGCACCGAGACGGGGACAUGGUGGCGGCGGCGACGGUGGUGGUGAAGCAGGAGCGCCUCAGCCCUGAAACCGUCCCUCCUUCACACCGCCGCCCCGACUCCUCCGGCCAUAGCCCGUCCUCGCCGGCUGGCGAGCCGGGCCGCCCUGGUCACCGCGGGAACCGAAGCCGCGGAAGCAGCCGGUCCCCAGCCAGAAAGAAAAGCAAGUCCUCAGGGAGAAGAAGCAAGUCUCCACGGAGUAAGAGAAGCAGAAGUCCUCACCACUCAGCAGUCAAAGUGAAGCAGGAACGUGAAGAUCAUCCCCGGAAGGGACGGGAGGAUCGGCAGCAUCGGGAACCAUCAGAACAGGAACACAGGCGAGCUAGGAACAGUGACCGAGAGAGACACCGAGUCCAUUCCCACCAGAGGAGGACCUCUAACGAAAGGCCUGGGAGUGGCCAGGCUCAGGGACGGGAUCGAGACAUUCAGAACUUGCAGGCUCAGGAAGCAGAGAGGGAAUUUUAUAAUGCUAGACGACGGGAGCAUCGCCAGAAGAACGAAGUCAGUGGCAAUGAUAAUGACUCUCAGGAGUUGGUUCCUCGACCUGGUGGCAACAAUAAAGAAAAAGAGGUUCCCGUUAAAGAAAAGCCAAGCUUUGAACUCUCUGGGGCACUUCUUGAGGACACCAACACCUUCCGGGGUGUAGUCAUUAAAUACAGCGAGCCCCCAGAAGCACGUAUCCCAAAGAAACGAUGGCGUCUCUACCCUUUUAAGAAUGAUGAGGUGCUCCCAGUCAUGUACAUCCAUCGACAGAGUGCCUACCUCCUGGGACGACACCGCCGGAUCGCUGAUAUUCCUAUUGACCAUCCCUCUUGUUCCAAGCAGCAUGCAGUAUUUCAGUAUCGGCUGGUGGAGUAUACCCGUGCUGAUGGAACAGUUGGCCGCAGGGUGAAGCCCUACAUCAUUGACCUUGGCUCAGGCAACGGAACCUUCUUAAACAACAAGCGCAUUGAGCCACAGCGUUAUUAUGAACUGAAGGAAAAGGAUGUGCUUAAAUUUGGGUUCAGUAGCAGAGAGUAUGUCUUGCUUCAUGAGUCCUCCGACACUUCUGAAGUAGACAGGAAAGAAGAUGAAGAUGAUGAAGAGGAGGAGGAAGUGUCCGACAGCUAGCAAACUAAGAAAUGACUCAAACUAUUGAGAGACCUUUUCCUUCUUGGAAGGCUUUGAGAUUGACUCAAAGAGCACCAUGGUGCUCUCUGUAAUGCCUCUUAUUGCCUUAAGUCUUUCCUCUGUUGCUGACCAGCUUAUGUUCCAAUUUAAGAAAACUGACUUAUGUUUGGUUGAACUUUUUUCUGUGGCACAUCAGCCACAUCCAUGCCUGUGGGCAUUUGUUUUCAGAACAGUCUCACCAAUCACAACACAUCGUGUUUUAGUAGAAGCAUUGUGGUUUUAGUUGGUGCUUUUGAAACUGCUGCCUAGGAAACUAUAAACCCUUGGUUAAAGGGGAAAUUGUGGCUUGUUCUCUUUGUACAGUUACUUUAUUUAUAUAGUUGUUAAGCUUUGUGGACCAGGUUUUGUUUUUGUUUUGUUUUGGGAGCAAACUCCUGAAGCUUUGGUUAUCACCCAAACAGCCUCCACUAUAUACCAAAGCUUUGACCUGGUUGAGCUCUUGAGUCAUAGAAGUUGAUUUUGCAUUUAGUUUUUUUGGGAUGGGAAUUUACCACACGACCUCAUUACAGACUGUUUCACUUAAACAGCUGCUUUAUGGAGCCCGCUUAAGCAUAUGACUGGACAGGAAGAUCAUGACUACUGCCAGCAGGUGCUGAUUUAAUGUCACGAGAGGCUGAAAUGGGUCAUGGGUCUGUUCCCUGUACGAGGAUUCCUGAUUCCUCCAUGGAGCAUGUACAUAACAGUUUGAUCAUUUUAUUUGUUCUCCAACUUUGAAUUUUUAUUCAAAUGUUAAUCUUUUUUUUUUUUCUUUUUUCUUUGAGAAGUACAGUGUCACUUAAGUGGCAGGGUCCUUGCUCAAUCCUAACAACAUGUGUAUAUGUUCAAAAGAGCUUGUGUACUAUACAUGUUUCAUCUUUGAAAAAAAUGUUCAGAGAGGUUGUAUUUACCUUCCUGAGGCUGUAAAGCAGGGAAAUUGCCCAGUUUCCUAAAUUUCUACCACAGGAAUAUGUGUAAGUAGAAAAGUAUUAUCUACUUACAUAUGUAUUUUGUGUGUCUGUAUAUAAAUUUGUGUGAAAGAGCUGCAUACUGAUUUUCAUAUGAGAAUGUUUUGUGAUGUAAAUCUAAUACUACAUUAUAGGCCAAGGCCUCCCUGCUUUAAAGAGCAGGUUUUCAUUUAUAUGUAUUUUUGGGAAACAUAAUAAAAUUUGUAAAUAUA
Molecule: messenger RNA, 2467 nt
Organism: Trichechus manatus latirostris (Florida manatee)
Lineage: Eukaryota; Metazoa; Chordata; Mammalia; Sirenia; Trichechidae
Gene: SNIP1
Product: Smad nuclear interacting protein 1
Exons: 4
Coding region: 61-1251 (396 amino acids)
Biological process (GO): miRNA processing
Cellular component (GO): nucleus
Molecular function (GO): protein binding; mRNA binding
Source: RefSeq, a predicted model, not a curated record